Sus scrofa (pig) is the source of this 2538-nucleotide messenger RNA. RefSeq names its product TraB domain containing (gene TRABD). The record is from RefSeq and is a predicted model, not a curated record. NCBI's taxonomy places the organism in Eukaryota, Metazoa, Chordata, Mammalia, Artiodactyla, Suidae.
GGGGCGACGAGCCGCAUGGAGGCCGGCUGAGGAGCGCCGCCCUGCUUCGGAGGGAGCCCCGGCCUUGGGGCCAGCGGUCAGCCUUGCAGGACGGCGGUGAUGCUGCGGUGUCUGAGGCUGCUGGGCAAAACUGCCAAGAGGGGGCCGGGCAUGGUGGACAGACAGGCCCCUACACAGUGCCCUGCGGUGGAGGGGCUUCAGCAGCAGGCUGUUUUCUCAGUUCUGGAGGCGGAACGUUCAAGAUCAGGUGCUGGCUGACUUGACCGCUGGCUUCACCCUCUGGUGCCGGGAGCUGCCGCCCAGCCAUGGAGGCGCAGGAAGAGCAACCACCUCGCGAGGCUGACACGGAGCCCGUCGUGACCUCAGGGAUUCCGGAGGUGGUGCCCAGGGCACUUCGCGGAGACCCGCAGAGCCUGUCCGAUGUGGAUGCUUUCAACCUGCUGCUGGAGAUGAAGCUGAAGAGGCGGCGAGAGCGGCCCGACCUGCCACGCACGGUGACCGAGCUGGUGGCCGAGGAUGGCAGCCGGGUGUACGUGGUGGGCACAGCUCACUUCAGCGACGACAGCAAGAAGGACGUGGUGAAGACCAUCCGGGAGGUGCAGCCCGACGUGGUGGUGGUGGAGCUGUGCCAGUACCGCGUGUCCAUGCUGAAGAUGGACGAGCGCACGCUGCUGCGGGAGGCCCGGGAGGUCAGCCUGGAGAAGCUGCAGCAGGCCGUGAGGCAGAACGGGGUCAUGUCCGGGCUCAUGCAGAUGCUGCUGCUGAAGGUGUCGGCCCACAUCACGGAGCAGCUGGGCAUGGCCCCGGGCGGCGAGUUCAGGGAGGCGUUCAAGGAGGCCAGCAAGGUGCCUUUCUGCAAGUUCCACCUGGGCGACCGGCCCAUCCCCGUCACCUUCAAGAGGGCCAUCGCGGCGCUGUCCUUCUGGCAGAAGGUCAAGCUGGCCUGGGGCCUGUGCUUCCUGUCGGACCCCAUCAGCAAGGACGACGUGGAGCGCUGCAAGCAGAAGGACCUGCUGGAGCAGAUGAUGGCGGAGAUGAUCGGCGAGUUCCCCGACCUGCACCGCACCAUCGUGUCCGAGCGCGACGUCUACCUGACCUACAUGCUGAGGCAGGCGGCCCGCCGCCUGGAGCUGCCGCGCGCCUCUGACGCGGAGCCCAGGAAGUGCGUGCCCUCCGUGGUGGUGGGCGUCGUGGGCAUGGGCCACGUCCCCGGCAUCGAGAAGAACUGGACCACCGACCUCAACAUCCAGGAGAUCAUGACCGUCCCCCCGCCGUCCGUCUCCGGCAGAGUGGCCCGGCUGGCCCUGAAGGCCACCUUCCUGGGCCUCCUGGGCUACAGCCUGUACUGGAUGGGGCGCCGCGCCGCCAGCCUGGUCCUGGCCCUGCCCGCCGCCCAGCACUGCCUGCAGAGGGCGGCCGGGGCCUGGCCGCCCAAGUAGGAAGGACGGAGGGAGCCGCCGCGUCCGAGGGCUGCUGAGGGGUGCGGGGCCGCCGCCGAGGAGCUCCUGGGGGCCGUCCCCAGGGGGGUCCAGGCCCGCCUGCCCUCCCCCCGAGCCCAAAUAAAGAAUCAUUGAACCGUCUGAGCUCAGGCCUCACAGCAGCCCCUCCGCCCCGCCCUGCAGGCCUUUAGGAGGUUCGCGGGCAGCAGGUCAAGCCGGCGGGGGCUCCCCUCGGGCCUCCCUCCCUCACUGUGCCUUCUCUCCGCCGGGCGGGGGGCCCUUGCCCUGGGUGCUGGGCCGGCGCUGGGAAGGGCAGCCCGGCCCACGAGGCCCUUGGUGGGGCUCCCGGGGGCGUCCCCCCCCACAAAGGGCAGCUUGGCCGAGCUUGGCGGCCCCGGACUUUGCCAGCAAGGGCUCUGCCUGCAGAGAUUAUGUGUUUUUGGCUGUUAAAGAUGUCUGAACCUUUUUUACUCAGGUAAUUUUAACUUAAACUGAAGCAAAUGUCAGGAAACACUAGCCUUAAAUCCAGUCGGGACAGGGAGUCUCAUCCCGAGAAGGGGGGGAAGGGGCGCGUGGGGAGGGUCGGCUUCGGCGCUGGGAAGCCAGGCCAGCCUCCAGAUGCAGCCCUGCCCGCUGCCCCUGGCCGCCUGCCGCCAGCAGGGCUCCAGGGCUGCCGCCGGCUCAGCUGUGAGCUUGCGGGCCGGGACCUCGAACCUGCGCCUUGUGCAUCUGGAGGAGGUCCUGGGAUCCCACCGACCCUCGGGAUAGAAGCGAGGGCCCGCCAGCUGGCACGGGAACCCCCUUGGGGUGGGAGACAGGCCCGGGGCCAAGCUGACCCCGUGCAGCCCCUGCGCCUGGUCGUCACCCGUCUGCGAAGUCCCUUGGUCACCUGUUUACAGCGUAGCAUCUGUGCACCCCGUCUGGGGCCCAGGGCCACGUUUGAUGGUGUUUGUGUUGACUCCAUGUCUGACUAAAUCAGGUGAAACCCACGGCCGUGAGCUGGGCCGAGGAGCCUCGAGCUGGGCCGUGUCCUUCCUGUCAUCCACCCACGUGUACGUGUCCCUCAGAGCUGAAAUAAAAUCUAAUUUUGGAAGCCUGU